GAAGUAAGUACUUUCUACCCACCCUUUUCCACCAAGUGAAACAGCUCUAUCUGUAACUACAUCCCACCUACCACGAGUGCUCAAACUACACGACCCAAAUAGUUGUUGUAGAGAGGUGAAGUAAAGUCUUGUUCUUACAGGCUACAGUAGAAGUUUCUAUUGCAGCAAGAAUUUCAUUUCAAAUUUUUCCACACAUACGUAGGAGGAGGAGCCAAAGGCUAUAGCAAUAAAACUGUAAGAAAGAGAGCAAAGUUUACAGUUGUUAUUCAAGUGUUUUUUUCACAGAUUCUUGCUUAUUGGAGGACACCCCAAGAAACCGGCAAGAUGACGACCAUCCAAGAGAAGUAUGAGCGGCCUUUGAUGUCGUGCAUGACGCAGACUCUGCCGGAGCUGAAGGAGGCUGAAAAGACGUGCAAGGUGCCGAAGACCGAUGUGGCAAACAUUAAGGCCCUGAUUGAGCACGACAACCACCACAACAGGCGCAAGAUUGAGAGCCUGAUCGGAAGAGGUAGACUAUGAUUCUAAUUGAGCAAAACCAAAAGCAAAAGCAUCGCAGUACUCGUAGUAUGAAUUGCAUUACAAAUAAUUGGCUCAGCAGAUGAAAUUUGUAAUGCGGAGUUACUUACCGUAAGAUUAAGAGCGAGAUUUCGAUUUGUGAUGCCUAACACGCUUCUACCUAAAAAUCAUAAAAACAGAAACCUGCUUCCGUCCGUACUUCAACACCACGCUCGACGAGCAGCGCGAGCAUGCGCUCCGCCGUUUGCAGGCCUUCUGUAAGGACAACAUUAUCAAAUGCAAAUAUGUCUGGGUCUGGAAGAUUGCAACUUGUGAUGCUGUCUCUGCAUGCUAAAAAAAAUCUGUAUUGCAUGACCAGCAAGAGGGGUCCUGUCCAGUUUGUGCUACAUGGAGAGGGUAUUUCUAAUGCGGGAUAGGCAUCAGAAAGCCCGCUAAAAAUAUGUGCUGCCAGGUUAUGCAUUACAGACGUGGAGGUCAUAUUACGUCAUGUAAAAUCUGCAUGACAAGUCUGGCACUCUUCCAGACCCAGACAUUUUUGCACUUGAUAAACAUCAUCCGAGUACAGGACUUUGAGGAAAACCCCAUGAACAUCUUCAUGGCCCACGAGACCUUUGCGCAGGUCGACGGUUCUUUUGCGACGAAGAUGACGGUGCAGUUCAACCUGUGGGGCGGCACCGUGUACCGGUUAGGAUCGGAAGAGCAGCGGCAGAUGUUCGCCAACAAAACCAACAGCUCGGAAGUGGUUGGCUGCUUCGGACUGUCUGAACUCGGCUACGGAAACAACGCAGUGGAGAUGGAAACCAUAUGCAUUGCAAAAGUAUAAAUCGUACUAAUACAGCAAAUUGCAUGACAAAUUUUCCCUGCAUGAAAAAUGGAGUUCUUUGUCAUGCUGCUUUAUCACCUAAGAAUAGAAAGGACAAGGAAAUUUGUCAUGCCUAUCCGGGGGCGCAACGCCAACGAGUUGUAUACGAGUGCGAUAUAAUUACUUUUGCACUCGAUAGACCACCGCGACCUACGAUCACUCGGACGACACGUUCGUGAUUCAUUCGCCCUCGGUUCUCUCGCAGAAGUACUGGAUCACCAACGGCGCCUGCCACGCCCACUACUGCGUCGUCUUUGCGCAGUUGAUCAUUGACGGCAAGCGCCAGGGCGUGCACGGAUUCAUCACGCAGAUCCGGGAUUUGCAGACGCUGAAGCCUAUGCCAGGUUGCAGGGUGGAGGAUAUGGGCCAGAAGGUCGGGCUGAACGGAAUCGACAACGCCAAAAUUUUGUAUAGAGUUUUACAUUUACUACUUUGGAGUUUGAAAGAGGCUGUUUCUGAGGAAGAUCAUGUUGCUUCUUUUCGUUUUCCUUUGUCAUGCACAAACGCGCAUCACGACCGGGUUCUGUAAUGUUAAAAAUGCACGAAAACCCCUUUAGAGUAUUGAACAACCCAUCUUCACAGGUUCGAGAACGUGAAGGUCCCCCGCACGCACAUGCUUUCCUCCUACGCCUGCGUCGAAAAGGGCGGGGAAUACAAGUGGAAGAUCGGCAAGCUGCCCGGUCUCCGCGAUCGGUUUCUCCGGUUGGCGGACCAACUGCUGUCCGGCCGCUUGUGCAUCUCGUCCAUGAUGCUGGGUGCGACGAAGGUGGUGUUAACCAUUUCCAACCGCUACAUGCUGACCCGACACGGCGUCGGCCCGAGCGGAAAGUCCGAUACCCCGAUUUUGGACUAUCAGCUGUGCCAGCACGAGGUGUUCCCAUUAGUCGCGCGGAUGUACGUAUCCCAAGAAGAGAAAACUGUGUCACUGUAAACUUGAUGCACGACGAGAGAUGGAGAUCGCAAGACAGAAGUUAUGUUUCUCAUGCUACACACCCCGCAAGACCACAGUGCAUUUGUAGGCGUCUUUUAUUGCCUUAGGAAGCACGCAUGGAAAAUCCAAAUUUUCCUUGUCAUGUAGAACGAACUUGUGAUGCAAAACUUGCAAAAUCCUUUACAGUGAAGCACUUUUUUCGUACGAUAGUACGCGACCCAAUUUUACCACAACUACGUGAAGCGGCGAUACGCGGAGAGGACAAAGUUGGGCAUGAACCCGAACACAGACCCAGCGGAGCUAUCCAAGGUCCACAUGGAGCUGGUAAUCCUCUGCUCGUCGGUCAUAUGCAAUACAAAUUUCCUGUACAUGCACAAGAUGCAUUACAAAUGUCACGAACUUGGAGCAUGCCACUUGUCAUGCUGAAUGGAAUUGAAAGAAAGUUUUGUCAUGCAGAAACCGCAUUUGUACAUGUACAGGAAAUUUACUGUGGAUAGGUCAAGCCCAUCGCGGCGUGGUUGUGCGAUAAGUCCGUAAUCACCUGUAUCCUGGGUAAAAACGUACCCACACCAGAGUUGUAAUGCAGAUUUGCAAAGACAGGAAGACUUGUAAUGCGCAUCACCAUGAGAGCCAUUUCCAAUCGUGUUUUGGAAUUUGUGAUGCUGUAAACAGGAUUAGAAGGUCGAUUUGUGAUGCGGCUUUGCUUGCUAACUUGCACUACCUUACGGACUGAAACUUGUCAUGCGUGACUCCUAAAACUCCUAGGCUUGUGUUGCAAAGUCCCCAUCUUGACUCUGGUGUGGGGACGUUUUUAAUCAGGAUCACCUGCCGCGAGCGGGUCGGCGGUGUGGGCUUCUUGGACGCGAACGGAUUUGGCGGCAUGUUCGCGCACGCUGGUAAUCUAUUGAGUGCUUCACGACCAUCUUCUACACGAUUAUAAUUCAGUGAUCUUGACGCAGCUGGUGAUUUUGUUCCCAUCGUUUAUUUUGUGAUACAGCAUGCUUACACAUGAUAGUGAUAGUGAUACACAUUAAGAUCAUCAAUGCCCAUGAUCGCUACACCCUGAACAACUAAACCGGAAUAAAAUGAAUAAAAGGUAUCACGGCCGAGGGUGAUGCGCGCGUCCUGUGCGCGAAGGUAACCAAAGAAUUAAUGGAGAUUCUGCAGAAGGGCACCUACACUAAUUCCCUGAAGCCCAUCGUUUCUACCGCGGAAUACAACGUCCCCUGGAAGAACGCCGUGCAGAUCGUGGCGGGCGAAGAUGAAACCAAGAUUGUGGCCUUCUGCCAGGAAUUGGAAAAGCUGUUCGCGAAGAGGGUCCAGAACGCGUAUCACACAGAAACAAGCAGGCAGGUCAUAUUUAUUUGUAAUGCAAAAAUAAAUACCCAGAAAAAUCUCUCAUGGGCGGCCCCAUAGCAUGCUGUUUUUUAGGAUACGCAAUACAGAUUUUUUGUGUAUUUAUUUUUGCAUCACAAAUGUGGCCUGCCGGCUUUUUUCUGUGUGAUAACGUGGCUGAUAUGUUCAAGAACAAGUUGACCGAAUUCAUGAUGAAGGGAGACAAGGCGUUCAGGUAUAGGUUGGUAAUGCAACUGGAGUGAAGAUUUUUCAUAAUUUAAAUUUUUCCGACAAUUACGAUACGCCCUGUGGUCUUUGUUUGUCAUGCGUGACUUGUCAAACAAAAUCGAAAAUCCCAAAAACAGGUACAAGAUCUACGACGCGAAUCUGAAGGAAUUUUCCGAUGAGAUCCAAUAUGAACUGCAAAAGUAUCGUACUAGUACAAAUCGCAAUACAAGUUGGCUCAGCAUUACAAAUUGAAUUUGUAAUGCGGAUUUACCUAACCAACUAGAUUUGUAAUGCAUAACUGCGAUUACUACGAGUGCGAUACUUUUGCACAGGAUAUCCAACUCGUCGCCGCAACUUAUGGCCAGUGGGAGUCGCUCCGCGCGUUCAACAAGGUGAUCUGCUCCGCGGGCACAGAUCCCGAUCUUUUGCACAACACGCAGACGUAUCAAAUGCAAAAAUGUCUGGGUCUGGAAGACUGCGAGACUUGUCAUGCUUGUCUGGGAUGACCAAAAAGUCUGUGAUGCGUGUCCAAGAAGAGACCCUUUUGCCUGUCAUGCAAAAACGCAGGCUGUCAUGCGAAAAACACAACACAAAGAAGCGCAGAUAUUUCUUAUGCUUGGCUGUGCAUUACAGAGCAUUCCCUAACCCUAUUCGCAACGCAGCAUCACAAGUUUCCAGACCCAGACGCUUUUGCAUUUGAUAAGACGCAGGUAGCCACCCUCUCCCCCACCGCGGUGAACAUGUUGGGCCGGUUGGCGAUCCUGUACGCGAUAUCCUGAGUAAAAAUGUACCUACACCAGAGUAGUUGUAAUGCAGAUUUGCAAAGACAGGAAGACUUGUAAUGCGCAUCCCCAUGAGAGCCAUUUCCAAUCGUGUUUUGGAAUUUGUGAUGCUGUGAACAGGAUGAGCAGAUGAAUCUGUGAUGCGGCUGCACUUGCUAACCUGCACUGCAAUGCAUAGCGCAACUUGUCACGCGUGACUCACAAAACUCCUAGGUUUGUGUUGCAAAAUCCCCAUCCUGACUCUGGUGUGGGUACGUUUUUCCUCAGGAUACGCGACGGACAUCUUGAUGGAGGAUUCCAUGUAUGCGGUCGAGUUGAAGAUUCUGAACCCGGAGACCGUAUCAAGAAGAAAAAUCCCCCCUUACCAUAUCAAAACGAAAAUCUGUGAUGCAGAUUUGUGGUCACAAAUCAGCUUUGUCAUGCUAGAAGGGAAAAGAUGGAUGCGGACUGUAGUGCUGCGUGGCGCUGGAAAGCCUUGCAUCUUCAGCAUGACAGGACGCAGCUGGAAGUGGGAAACAGCAUGACAAAUUGCCUGUGCCAAACGAGGCCACGACUGCGGCUCUUAGCCUUCUAGAAUUACAAGUCGACGACUUCUUGUGUAAGUACUCAAAUAUUACAGCAUCACAAAUUUCGUUGUCGAUAUGGGGAGCGAGGGGGAUUUUUCCUUUUGAUAGACCGAGCUCCCGUUUCUCCGCCCCCUGAAGGCGCAGCUGUGCAAGUGCCUGCGACCCGAAAUCGUCUCGGUCAUCAACUUAUGAACUGCAAAAGUGACGUACUAGUAUGAAUCGCAUGACAAAUUUCCUUAGCAUGAGAACUGAAAUUUGCAAUGCGGGUUUAACGUGAAAAAAAAAUUUGCAAUGCAUGAAUGCGAUUACUAAGUACGAGUGCGAUACUUUUGCAAUGCAUACAACGGGUUUGGAAUCCACGACGACGUCAUUUGGCGCCCCAUCGGCAAGGACUGGAAGACGUUUAACAAGGGGGAUAACUUCGGCGAAGUGGUGGAUACGGGACGGUAUUUGACAAACCAGUCGUAAGGACAAGGAGAAGGAGGGAUCUUAUUUUCAUCUUCGGGGGUUGUGACAUUGAAACUCAAACUUUGAAAACGAAGAGAAAGGGAUUCUCUUUGCUAAUCUUCGCCAAUCAAUGCUCAGUUUUUACUACAUUUUUCAACUUUUUAUCGCCACAAGUUUGUGGUCAGAGGACACGAAAUUCUCUGGAGUAGUACUCUUGAAGAGUGAAUACUUCGUGAAUUAUAUUCUAUCCCAUUUGUUCGUUAUUUUCACACCAGCAAUAAAGGACAAGACUUAAGGUCAAUAUACUCUUGAUAAUACGCAUAAGUUACAACUACCGCAAAGUAGCUGCACAGCCGCGUACUAGUAACAGACUAGUGCGAUCGCUGUGGAAGUGCAGACGAACAAAAAAAAGUCACACCCAGGUGGUCGUAGAUCAAUUACUACCCUGUAUGCAGAAGGCCGUGCUUGCUCGUAGAAACGACUUUUGACAACAACGACACGUCGUCCCCGCAAGAAGAUGAAAGAACUGCAUAGUUCGCGACGUACAGUCCAAGUUUUGCGAGCAACGGAAGUGGUCCUUUUUUUCCAUAUCUCGAAAACGAUCUUCGAGUACUCAAGAAAGGUACCCGUGUAGAAUAGCUCCCUGAUAGAAUGGCAGAAAUAUUUUUGUCGUCACCUCCACCACGGCCCGUGACUUAUUAUUUCCGUUCUUUUUCCUUAACAAGAUCACGAUCAGUCAGCUGUUUUUCGUUUAAGAACCUCCCGCACGACAAGUUGUGACAUGGUCCAUUUCAUCCUGAGCGUAUUUGUAUUGCAAUUUUAUUUUCACACGAACAACAACAAUUUUCCGAAUUUCCAUUUCACAGCACAAUAAAUUCUUUGUAUCAACGGUAAAGAUAUCUGACGAUAUGAUAGAUAAUUUUCAGCAGCAUUCGUAUGGAUGCCUGGGGGUUGCAAUAUGGAAAAACUUUUGCACGGUGUGGUUGCUCAACACCCGUAAAAAGAACGCCAUGUUAGAAAAAGGAACCACGAGGUGAACGUCGACGUUGCCAUGCGUUUAUUUCAAAGGGAAAAAGGUAAAACCGGACAAAUCAUAAUUACAAUGGGAAGCUGCAUGGACAGAAAUAUGAAUAUGGGAAUAAGCGAAAUCUUCAUGUAUCUAAGUCCCAUGAAGGAACAUCAAAGGCAAGACAAGGAGAAACAUAAAAAGAGAAAAUCCCGAUGAGAAAUGAACCACUCGCACGAUACGCGUAUGCAGACAAGACUUUUAUUUCAGUGGAGCAUUUAACAAUCAGAAU
Amoebophrya sp. A120 is the source of this 6965-nucleotide messenger RNA. The record is from the annotation of a GenBank genome assembly. Lineage: Eukaryota; Dinophyceae; Syndiniales; Amoebophryaceae.